GCUGCUUAAGAAUGUUUAUUUCUUUUUCGAGCCAGUCUUCGUGCGGAAGAGAAAAAUGCUCUUGUCUGUACUUAUUAUGUGUAGUCCUAUAGGCUGUUUCCGUACUAUAACAGCGUAGUAGUUCAGCGUGCCUUGCAUCUGCACUGUAAAAAAUAACGGCGUGAGCCAUGAGAAGCUUAUUAGCUUUUCUGACGAGAGAGCUUUUCUCUUUUCGAGACUCAAGACUUUCGAGACUCGAGGCUUUCGAGACUCGAGACUACAGUAUCGAGGCUUCUCGAUACUUCUCGUCUCGGUGCAUGCCUAAAAUACUUUAACUCUUAUGAACUGAAUCUGGAGAUGGAUGCAGGGCAUAACAUUAGUUAUCUUCAAUUGCAUACUCACGGAAUGCAAUAGCUUACACUUUUGUAAGGAAUUGUCAUGAAGACCGAAAAACAAUCUUCAAAUUGGGAAAAAACAAACGCGCAUGUAUAGAAUAUGUUCAGCUGUGUGACUCAUAUUUUAUUGGAAUACAUAUAUAUUUCUUUUCGUUCUGUCGUCCAUUCGUGUAAGAAGUCAAAGAGACAGUAUUGAAAGGGAAAAGUACAAUGGGAAUAAACCUGCUCUUUUUCUUUCUCUCUACGCAUAUAAAUACACGGUGAAAUAUAAUUCUGUACAUCACAAACUGUCAUACUUACAUAAGAUAAACAUGAAUCGUCAAAAUAUACCUUACAAUGCUGCAAAGGAGACGCAUGAUGAUGGUUUUAAAAAUCAGAAGAUUGAGAAAAAGUACAAUACGCAUAGUGAAACAUCAACACAAGCUUUUGCAAAGGCAAAACAUGUUAAUGGAAUACCAAACAGUCAAGAGCCAUAUGAAACUCAAACGAGAAUACCUGACAGGAACAAUCAAGGAAUGUUUUGUACUCAAUAUGAAUUUAGAAAUGAUUAUGGAACACACAUAUCAAUCAGAAGCGAUAAUCCAACUGAAUAUGAAAAUUCUGCAGGAAAUCAAAAAGGACAUUAUAAUGCUGGUGUAAAAGAUGGAACAUUGGGUCAGCAUCACAGUUACGACAGAAGGAAUUAG
Messenger RNA from Didymodactylos carnosus, 1060 nucleotides. Lineage: Eukaryota; Metazoa; Rotifera; Eurotatoria; Philodinida; Philodinidae. The record is from the annotation of a GenBank genome assembly.